This is a messenger RNA of Phaedon cochleariae (mustard beetle), 2354 nucleotides long. NCBI's taxonomy places the organism in Eukaryota, Metazoa, Arthropoda, Insecta, Coleoptera, Chrysomelidae. The record is from the annotation of a GenBank genome assembly.
GAGUGUAGGAAUUCCAAAAGAUGAGCACCACUUUCACAGAAACUACAACCACCUCUAUCAAGCUAGAAAAUCCAGAAAAUGUUACAGAAAUACAGUCAUAUUUGGCUGGAUUCCAGAAGGAAAUUGUUGGAGAAACCACAGCACAACAACCUACUAUUGAAAUAGGUGAAGACAACACAGUUGAACAUGAAGAAGGAACAUAUUUUGUUGAUCAGGCUGGGCACUACUAUUUUCAAGCAAAAGGUGAUAACCAACCGGUGAUGACUGUAAUGCCCCCCAUAAACAACACAGGGGAUUCAGACGAAUUUACCGUGAACCAGGAAAAUGAAGAAGAUGCUGAAGAAACAGAUGAUCCUGUCUUAGAACAUGGGGACAACAACCAAAUACUCAUCAAUUCUGGAAACGCCUACCAAAGAGUGACUGUCGUCCCCUCUGAUAAUAAUUCAGGGGAACUAAGCUAUGUUCUAAUUGUACAAGACCCAGAUUUGAGAGAUAAUGAACAGACGGAUGGAGAACAAGAUAUGGCAGUGUACGAUUUCGAUGAGGGGGAAGACAACAACCAGCUUGACUCUGACGAGGAGGACGACAAGAGCAAGAUUGUCAAGAUUUUACCGCGCAAGUCACAGGUUGUUUCGCAGGCGCACAUGUGCAAUUACUGCAACUACACCAGCCCGAAGCGCUACCUGCUCUCCAGGCAUAUGAAGUCGCAUUCUGAAGAGAGGCCGCACAAGUGCAGCGUGUGCGAACGCGGCUUCAAAACGUUGGCGUCGCUGCAGAAUCACGUCAAUACACAUACCGGUACCAAGCCGCACGGCUGCAAGUAUUGUGAGGCGGCAUUCACCACUUCAGGCGAACUCGUGCGUCACGUCCGAUACCGCCACACUCACGAAAAGCCUCACAAGUGCACCGAGUGCGACUAUGCUAGCGUUGAGUUGUCGAAAUUGAAGCGUCACAUCCGAUGUCACACCGGCGAGCGACCGUACCAGUGCCCACACUGCACCUAUGCUAGUCCAGAUACGUUCAAAUUGAAGCGUCACCUGCGAAUACACACUGGCGAGAAACCGUACCAUUGCGACAUCUGUCCGCAGCGAUUCACACAGUCCAACAGUCUGAAGGCCCACAAGCUGAUACACAACAUUGGUGAUAAACCCAUAUUUCAAUGCGAACUUUGUCCGACGACGUGUGGGCGGAAAACCGACUUGAGAAUCCACGUGCAGAAAUUACACACUUCGGAUAAGCCGUUGAAGUGCAAGAGGUGCGGAAAGUCUUUUCCAGAUCGGUACAGUUAUAAGUUGCACAACAAAUCGCACGAGGGCGAAAAGUGCUACAAGUGCGAACUCUGUCCGUACGCUUCGAUAUCGGCGCGCCACCUCGAGUCCCACAUGCUCAUCCACACCGACGAGAAGCCCUACCAGUGCGACCACUGCGACCAGUCUUUCAGGCAGAAACAGUUGCUCAGACGGCACCAGAAUCUGUAUCACAACCCAGAGUAUAUCCCUCCGUCGCCGAAAGAGAAGACCCACGAGUGUCCGGAAUGUACGAGAGCGUUCAGGCAUAAGGGCAAUCUAAUCAGGCACAUGGCUGCCCACGAUCCAGAUCCCAAUGUCCAUCAAAAACAGCUUGAGCUCAAACUGGGCAGGCAGAAAAAGGUGCAGAUGAUCGAUGGACAGCAGGUAGAGGUGAUGCAGGGCAUCGGCUCGGACGAGGAGGAAGAGAUCGACAUGAUGGCCGUCGAGGGCUCCGACGGCCAGCAGUACGUCGUGCUCGAGGUCAUCCAGUUGGCGGACGGCGACGAGCCGACGAUGGUGGUGGGGGGAGAGGGGCCGGCAGGCGGCGGCGAUGAUGAACUGCUGGGGCAGAGCAUCUUGCCCGACAACGAUUUGAACGAUGAAGAAGUUUUGAAAGCCCUACAAGCUGCAAGGAGAAUAACAAAGCAAGAAAUGGAAGAGGAAGAGGAGAUGGAGGAGGAGGAAGAAGAAGACGAGAAAAAAGUAUCGACCGAUAUGCAGAACUGUUUCGGAUUUGACGAUGAAGAGGAAGACGAUGAUGGAGUUAGGGCGGGAAAAGAAACAAUUACGCUUUUAGGGGUAUAAGGGAGGGGGGUAUUCAGUAAACCCUAAAUUUUAAAGUAAUUUCUUAGCACUUUUGUAUAAUGUUGAUAUAAAUAUUCGACUUGUUUUCAAGUAGUAGGUCGAUUUUUGUUGGUCUACAUUGAUUAAGUUUUAUAGACAUCACUUUUUGUACAUUUUUGUAAAUAUGGUGCACUUAUUGUAAUGAUCCAAUUUGAUUUUGCAUGUAAAUAUUUUGUUUAUAGAUAUGUAUGAAGAGGUUAAUUUUCAAUAAUAAAGAUUUAU